Messenger RNA from Pochonia chlamydosporia 170, 252 nucleotides. RefSeq lists its product as hypothetical. The record is from RefSeq and is a predicted model, not a curated record. The coding region runs from base 1 to 252 and encodes 83 amino acids. The transcript has a single exon. NCBI's taxonomy places the organism in Eukaryota, Fungi, Ascomycota, Sordariomycetes, Hypocreales, Clavicipitaceae.
AUGACGACAACAAGGCCCCGAGAUCAAUGCGUUCGCAGGGACGCUGAUGCCCACAAUCAACGCCCAUUAAUACGUGAGCGUCACUCACGAUGGGCAACGAUAAUCAUGGAUAAUCAUGGAAUCAAUGUGCUCCCUGCGCCAGUAGCACAAGGCCACAUAAUAAUUCACCUCCAAUCACGGAGAUCAUCCAAUCAAUUACCGUCUCGGGUAUCAUUCUUUGUGGUAUGCGCGACGAGCACAGGGCAAAAUUGA